CGCAGCAGCAGCAGCACGCACCAACACGUACACAUAUAGAUAGAUAGAUAGAUAGAUAGAUACAGUUUUGCUGAUCGAUGAUGGUGCAGCAGCAGAAGCAGAAGCAGGUGGUGUUCGACGCCUCCGUGCUGAGCGGCCAGAUGGACAUCCCCUCACAGUUCAUCUGGCCGCCCGACGAGACCCCCUCCUCCCUCCCCGCCGACCACCUCGACGUCCCGCUCAUCGACGUCGGCGCCGCCGUCGACCGCCACGAGGUGGUCCGCCUUGUCGGCGAGGCGUGCCAGGCCCACGGCUUCUUCCUCGUCGUCAACCACGGCAUCGACGCCGCGCUGCUGGAGGACGCUCACCGCUGCAUGGACGCCUUCUUCACGCUGCCGCUGGCAGACAAGCAGCGCGCGCAGCGCCGCGCCGGCGAGAGCUGCGGCUACGCCAGCAGCUUCACGGGCCGGUUCGCCUCCAAGCUGCCGUGGAAGGAGACGCUGUCGUUCAGGUACUCGGCGGCGGGCGACGGCGAGGGGGUGGCGGACUACCUGGUGGGGAAGCUCGGGGAGGAGCACGGGAGGCGGCUGGGGGAGGUGUACGAGCGCUACUGCGGCGAGAUGAGCCGGCUGUCGCUGGAGCUGAUGGAGGUGCUGGGAGAGAGCCUGCUGGGCCUGGGCGUCGGCGACCGCCACCACUACUUCCGGCGAUUCUUCGAGACCAACGACUCCAUCAUGCGCCUCAACUACUACCCGCCGUGCCAGAGGCCACUGGAGACGCUCGGCACGGGGCCGCACUGCGACCCGACGUCGCUCACCAUCCUCCACCAGGACGACGUCGGCGGCCUCGAGGUGUGGGUGGACGGCCGGUGGCGCAGCAUCCGCCCACGCCCGGGAGCGCUGGUGGUCAACGUCGGCGACACCUUCAUGGCGCUCUCCAACGGCCGCUACCGGAGCUGCCUGCACAGAGCGGUGGUCAACAGCAGGGCGGCGCGGCGGUCGCUGGCCUUCUUCCUGUGCCCGGAGAUGGACCGGGUGGUGCGGCCGCCGGGGGAGCUGGUCGACGACGAGAACCCGCGCGCGUACCCGGACUUCACGUGGCGGGCGCUGCUGGACUUCACGCAGCGCCAUUACAGGGCGGACAUGCGCACGCUCGAGGCCUUCUCCGACUGGCUGCACCUCCAUGACCAUGCCCAUGCCCAUGCCACCACCACCUCCACCUAGCUUAGCCAUCCCUUUCCCAUAGAGUAUUCCUAUACUUAUACUAGUAUACCAACUUCCAUUAUUUACCUUAGCUCCACCUACUGCAUCCAUAUCUUUCAUCACCAUUACCAUUAAUUGCGGCUUAAUUAAUUACUCCAUCUUCUUAAUUACUAUUUAUUAGACCUCCAAGGCUACCUUAAUUAAUUGGUGGGCUAGCUAUACAGUUUUAAGGACACAUACAAAGGGCACUCAUUGCAGUCUCUGUCGCUGCAUGCUCGCUGACGUGGAAAAGAGACAAUAGGAACUAGAAAAUUGGUUGUUUGCAUGAAAUCGGCAAAACAUUGACUCUUGGCGCAUAGAACGAGUAGACAACCAGAAAAUCUGCUUUGUAACGUGUGCUGACUCUAAUCCGAGGCGUCGACCAGAUGAAAUGCGAAAGAGAAAUUAAUUAGUCUAUUAAUUAUGAAGAAACAGCUUGAGAGACUGUCCUUUACAUAAUGAGUUUUUCCUGAUGACAUGACUUGAGAUAGAGCCUAUAAUGGGCUUUAGCAUUAAACGUGCCCUAAUAUCAUGUCAGUACUAGUUAAUUUGUUUACGAGAGAUGUAACGAGCCAAGACAUUCACGAUGUAAUGACUAGAAUGAUUUUCGUAUAAUUAAAUGAGUUACCACAUAUGAUGAAAGAUGAUGUGAUGAGUAAUUAAAUGAAUAAAAAGAGGAAAACCAUGUCUUGUAUCAGACAUGUUUCUAUACAACACCUAAAAGAUAAUGAGAGAUGAGUAGCAUUAAAUUUAUAUGUGAAUUAGUAGUG
Messenger RNA from Oryza brachyantha (malo sina), 1990 nucleotides. RefSeq names its product gibberellin 20 oxidase 1-like. The transcript has a single exon. Gene Ontology annotation, molecular function: gibberellin 20-oxidase activity. The record is from RefSeq and is a predicted model, not a curated record. Bases 78 to 1202 code for a protein of 374 amino acids. NCBI's taxonomy places the organism in Eukaryota, Viridiplantae, Streptophyta, Magnoliopsida, Poales, Poaceae. Gene Ontology annotation, biological process: gibberellin biosynthetic process; flower development; unidimensional cell growth.